CCAUUCUUAAAUUGCGUGCAAAAUGGCGGCCAAGGCGAGGAAAAGGAUGGCGUAUUUCAAAACAUUAUUCUUUACAUCAAGAUGCCGACGUAGCCGUCAGCGUUGUAUGUCGAAUAUCAUUGAUACGUCAGCUUGUAUCAAUUUUGACUGCUAAUUUUUCUCUUUUACACGGUACAAUCGUCUAAAACGUUUACAAUGUCCUCGGUAACGCCUUUGGAGAGCUCAGCAAAAGAUCUGGUGGAGUUGACUCCAGUUUUUCGUGGUGGGGAGAACGAACAGCGAAAAGUUGCCGGGGUGUGUGAUUCAGAGCUAUGCAUGAUGGCCCUACCUCCAGAUGAACAACAGCUACUGACAAGAGUAUCUCAGUAUCUCCUUUGCAGAGGAAUCAUUCCUGUUGUGGUUAGGAGUCCCACUGAAGCACUCAUACACAGCAGACAUUCCCGGUUUGCUAUCAUCAUUUUACCAGACAGUGAUCCCACGUUGAUCAGAAAAGUCAGGUCAGUCAAUGGAAUGAAUUGCCAAACACCUGUGAUUGUCAUAUCAUCAGCUGAUAUUUUACCAGAGAGCACCUUGCAUAUGUUGGGUACAAAUGAAAUCCAUGAAGUGAUCCAUAGAACCUCCAAUGCCGAAAAGCUUGAGACAGAUUUGAUAACUGCUCUCAGUCAUAUCAUUGGGCAAUCUGGUCAUGGUGGUGACUCAUAUGUGUCAUUGUUGAUGACCCCAGUCAACACACCCUGGAACACAGCACCUCAUUACACCACAGCCCCCAUGUCUACAUUUCAGCCAGGAGGCACUAGCAGCACUGGCUUGACACCAACAGGAGCUCCAAGAAAGCACAGUCCUACUCAAAUGAUAGAACUUAACAUGAUGAAGGCUUUGAGUAGUUCACAGAUUGAUCAUGUCCAAGUAUCUGACACUGGACUGCCGCAGCUGGUGGAGCCAGCGGGUGGAAUGAAACUACUUGUCAGUGAACCUGUAACCCAGGUUGUGAAUCAGGGGGCAGCAACUCAUGAGACUUCUCCUUCUUCCGGUAUGAGUGCUCAAGAAAACCCUGAUGCUGUUCUGCCAGGGAUAGAGACCCUGCUGACUGCUAUUCAAGUUGUGGAGCGAGAUGCCCCUGCUGCAAAUGAUCAACCUGCUACAUUCAACAAGUUCACGCCUCUCAAUUCUCCUGCCUCUCAGUGUGCAGAAGCAAGACCCAACAGUCGUACACGACGACGAAAAGGUCGUCGAUCAACAGCUGGCUGCCCACAUUCUGUUAAAGCAACAGUGUCGGACACCGAGUUAGAAUCGCUGAAUGAUACCAAGAGUCCUAUAGCGGCCAGUUUGGCUGGUGGGAAGCCAUACUUCAUGUCACUUGAUAGCUACAGGGAGGCUAUGGCUGAUGACCCUAAUGCUAACCCUGUGGAUCGGCAUAAUUCUAAAGAAAGACACAGAAGGAUACGUAUCACCAAAGCAGCAGAGUUCUUCAAAGCGGUCAUACCAGGUAUGCACCCAGGUAUGGACAAGGCCACAGCUUUCCACUUGACAGUCUACUACAUGGUGUUCCUGCGAAAUGCGCUGCGACAGCAGGAUCCUCCAAUUAUUCCCAAACUACACGAGACCUUUAAAGAAGAAUGGGGUGAGGUGUUCAGCAUGGAGGGUCCCCCAGAAACCGAUGAAAAUUAAUUGAUAACUCGUAGUGUUAUUAGUUUUCGGCAAAUACUUCGGUGUGAAGGUGCCGUAGACCUUCCGAUUCGUUUUGUCCAGUCAGAAAUCACCCGAGUUCGCCGAAUGCUCUGACGAACACUCGUCGAUUAUAAUUGACGUCAAGUCACGUCUUGUUCGCGUUUCCCUGGACUAGUGGAUUUCAAGAAGUUAAGUCACGGAUCGCGUACCUUGAAAAUUGAUCUUAAUUCGUCUCAAUCUAAUCUUCCGAAUUCUUAACAAUCCUUGUCCCUGUUUGGCUUGCCAUUGCUUUUUCGUUGUUUGUCGGUCUUAAAUACUAUUAUUUUGAGGUUUGAUUAUACGCCUCAAAAAUGACUUACCAUGUCGUGACACAAAACGAAAAACGACAAAAAAAACACACACACACACACACCAAAAAAAAAAAACGAAAAACACACGCACACACACACACAAAAAACGAAAAACACAAAACGACACUCAUUUUAUGGGCUAAGGGUGCCAUAUUGAAAUAUGCCUGAGAAGAUUGUGCUUUCCUAA
Molecule: messenger RNA, 2205 nt
Organism: Orbicella faveolata
Lineage: Eukaryota; Metazoa; Cnidaria; Anthozoa; Scleractinia; Merulinidae
Biological process (GO): regulation of DNA-templated transcription; spermatogenesis
Cellular component (GO): nucleus
Molecular function (GO): RNA polymerase II cis-regulatory region sequence-specific DNA binding; protein dimerization activity; DNA-binding transcription factor activity, RNA polymerase II-specific
Source: RefSeq, a predicted model, not a curated record